AUGAUCAAAGCGAUACUAGUUUUCAACAAUCAUGGCAAACCUCGGCUAUCUAAGUUCUAUCAAUAUUUUAAUGAAGACAUGCAGCAACAAAUCAUAAAAGAAACAUUUCAGCUGGUGUCGAAACGAGAUGACAACGUGUGCAAUUUUCUGGAGGGUGGCAGCUUGAUUGGUGGAUCGGACUACAAGCUCAUAUAUCGGCACUAUGCAACGCUUUAUUUUGUAUUUUGCGUCGACUCGUCCGAAAGCGAAUUAGGAAUACUUGAUUUGAUACAGGUGUUUGUAGAAACGUUGGACAAAUGCUUCGAAAAUGUAUGCGAGCUGGAUCUUAUUUUUCAUGCCGAUGCUGUGCACCAUAUCCUGUCGGAGCUGGUUAUGGGUGGAAUGGUGCUGCAAACAAACAUGUCCGACAUUCUUGCUCGAAUCGAGGAGCAAAACAAGCUUCAAAAGCAGGAAGCUGGAAUUUCAGCCGCACCAGCUCGUGCCGUCAGUGCAGUUAAGAGCAUGAAUCUCCCGCAACAGAUAAAGGACAUAAAGUUGCCAGAUCUACCUCAGGCAAUAAAAGAUCUGAAGUUCUGACCAAACCACAAUUUUGAUGCGUCGUUACUCACCAAAAUUUCUGCCGAUACAUCGUACAUUCCCAUAAACAGCAGUUUGGAGGGCUUCAGUUUCGAGUGCUAUCAGUCUGAGUAUGUUGGUGCCGGAUCAUCCGCAAAGGAUCGUAAUACGGGAUCUUCUCCUAGGAGGCGUUUGCGCAACAUGCAAAAACCAGCUCCAUCCGCGUUUCAACGCGAUAGGCAAAGUUCGUCAAAGAAAUCCUCGUCUGUUACCCCGAGUGCCACGCUUCUAACAAACGGUGAGAGUUUCACUGAAGAAAAUUUUUAAAAGAUGUUAUUGUUGAAAUCUAGCAGACAAACACUCUUUAUAGGGUGUAAUACUCGUGGUGCUUUUGUACGAUUGUUUCACUGUUAUAUUUCGUUAGUUCUAUCACGAAGCUUAAGAAUCCUUUAACUUACGAGAUAUACUUCAUUGAAUCAACUGAAUGCAAGCUUAAGUUCCAAAGCUCAGUGUCUACAUUUAGUUUAUAUGGAAGUAAA
Messenger RNA from Anopheles nili, 1094 nucleotides. It is a transcript of the gene or, whose product is annotated as AP-3 complex subunit sigma-2. Lineage: Eukaryota; Metazoa; Arthropoda; Insecta; Diptera; Culicidae. Gene Ontology annotation, biological process: intracellular protein transport; Golgi to vacuole transport. The record is from RefSeq and is a predicted model, not a curated record. Gene Ontology annotation, cellular component: AP-3 adaptor complex; intracellular membrane-bounded organelle; membrane coat. Bases 1 to 576 code for a protein of 191 amino acids. The transcript has 3 exons.